Messenger RNA from Cryptomeria japonica (Japanese cedar), 914 nucleotides. Its product is annotated as 17.1 kDa class II heat shock protein. Lineage: Eukaryota; Viridiplantae; Streptophyta; Pinopsida; Cupressales; Cupressaceae. The transcript is spliced from 3 exons. The record is from RefSeq and is a predicted model, not a curated record. Gene Ontology annotation, biological process: response to heat; response to hydrogen peroxide; protein complex oligomerization. Bases 233 to 676 code for a protein of 147 amino acids.
AAGGCACUAGAGAAACCUGGUGUCUUCGAUCUGCAACAUGCAAAGCUAUGGCUGCCCUCUAUUUAAAUCCUUCAUUCCCCAACCAUUCUGAGCAUAAGCAUUUUGCCUUCAUUGUGUUUUAAUAGCGGUUGUUUCAAUUGGAUUAUUUACUGCCAUUAUUUCUUUGCGAUCGACAAAGCGAGAAAGAUUAAAGGAAAUCAAUCUUCGAUAUCGUUGAAGGUUUUGAGAAAAAAUGGAUCCUGUGAUGAGCACUCUGCAACAGCUGCUAGGGCUUCCCGAUGAGUUGGAGAAGCAUCUUAACGCCCCGACCCGCACAUACGUUCGCGACACAAAAGCCAUGGCUUCCACCCCUGUUGAUCUUAAAGAAUACCCCAACUCUUAUGUCUUUAUUCUCGACAUGUCUGGUGUUAAAUCCAAUAAUAUCAAGGUUCAAGUGGAGGACGAGAAAGUUCUGACAAUUAGUGGAGAGCGAAAGAGGGAGGAAGAAGAGGAUGUAAAAUAUAUCUGGAUGGAGUGCAGGGUCGGCAAAUUUAUGCGCAAAUUUACUCUGCCUGAUGACUGCAAUAUGGAGGCCAUUUCUGCCAGCUGUGAGGAUGGAGUGCUGAGUGUGACUGUUACCAAGCUGCCUCCUCCGGAUCCCAAGAAACCCAAGACUAUCAAAGUUAAAAUUGGUUAGGGUUUUACUGAACUGAAUGAUGUAUAUUUUCCCUGCUUAUUGUCUCUCAUCGUAGUUCAGUACUUAUGCGCGGUAAAUGUAAUGAGUACGUUUAUGGUCCAGAGUUUUUAUGUGCUCCCAAAGAUAUAUUCAUAAAUGUGGUGUAAUAAUUGAAUAUUAUGGUUUUGAAUAGCUUGAUAAGCAUGGUGUGUUCACGGACAAUGUGAAUUAAUUGAAUAUUAUAAAAUUUUGAAUAGCA